Messenger RNA from Cryptotermes secundus, 1226 nucleotides. It is a transcript of the gene Noa36, whose product is annotated as zinc finger protein 330 homolog. Gene Ontology annotation, molecular function: zinc ion binding. The coding region runs from base 152 to 1069 and encodes 305 amino acids. The record is from RefSeq and is a predicted model, not a curated record. The transcript has 8 exons. Lineage: Eukaryota; Metazoa; Arthropoda; Insecta; Blattodea; Kalotermitidae. Gene Ontology annotation, cellular component: nucleus.
ACAUGAGCGUAGAUGGUCGUAGAAGUCGUAGAUGGUUAGUGUGGAUCGGUGUGGAUGCAUACGUUCCUUGAAUAGCGUAGAAGGUUGGGGAGGAGAAGGCGUGUAGAAGCUGGCAAUAUGAAUUAGGUGCAAGAGUGGCAACGAAUCAAAGAUGCCCAAGAAGAAGACAGGUCAACGUAAGAAGGCCGAGAAGCAGAAGCUCCGGCAGAAAGAGAUAAGAACAGCAAAGGAUAAUUUGACUUUAGCGAAGUACCCCUGCAAUGCCCCCAUGGAAUGUGAAAAAUGUCAUAGAAAGCAAAAGAAUCGAGCAUUCUGUUACUUCUGCCAAAGUGUCCAGCGGCUUCCUCAGUGUGCACAUUGUGGGAAAAUUAAAUGUAUGCUAAAGACUGGUGAUUGUGUGAUACGGCAUCCAGGAGUUUUCACAACAGGCUUUGGCAUGGUGGGGGCAAUUUGUGACUACUGUGAAGCAUGGGUGUGUCACGGUCGUCGAUGCCUCACAACGCAUGCCUGCACAUGCCCUCUGCAAGAUGCUAUAUGUGCUGAAUGUGAGCGCCAAGUGUGGGAUCAUGGUGGACGCAUAUUCCGUUGUUCCUUUUGCACAAGCUUCCUUUGCGAGGAUGAUCAGUUCGAACAUCAGGCUUCUUGUCAGGUUUUAGAAUCAGAAAAUUUCAAAUGUCAGUCGUGUAACAAGUUAGGACAGUAUUCUUGUCUGCGCUGCAAGACAUGCUAUUGUGAAGAUCACGUACGCCGGAAAGGUUUCAAAUAUGAAAAGAACAAGCCUAUUCCCUGUCCUAAGUGUGGAUAUGAGACUUCACAAACGAAGGAUCUUAGCAUGUCCACUCGAAACCAUAAGUUUGGUCGCCAGAGUCAGGCAAACAUGGAUGAAGAUGAUGAGGAUGGUGAUGAUGGGGGUUACUCUGGGGGUUACAAUGGAUAUGGAAAAGGAACUGGAGACAUGGCAGAUUCUGGCUCAGAUGAUGAUGACGACGAUGAUGACGAUGACUAUGAGGAAUCUGGAGAAGAGUCAGAGGAUGAAGGUGGUGAAGGCGAAGAAGAAACAGCAACAUAGUACAGCAUAUUGCUGGAGAACUUGUGCAGUGACUUUCUGCAUAAGAUUUCAGUGCUCAAUUUUAUAUGUUGGCAGAAACACUCACAAGAAAAGUUGUCGAUGUUGCUGAUGUUAAAGGACUGAAUCAAAAACUAAAUAAAGACAAUCUGUUACAUGA